CAACAUCCCUCAACACCCUCCUCCCUAACUCCUCUACACUCAUCUCGGCCCUCUUAUAAGACCCUACCUCUUCAUCAAUCCCACCCUCUUAUCUCCAUCUCACCUCUUGCUUUUUCAGAUGGUGCAAGAUCCGCAAUGGCUCCUCCAAUCGAGAUCUUCAGCUCCAACGACCUCGCCGAGAAAGUGCAGUACACAGCGUCCGGCAAGCGGCGGAAGCCCGACGUUGACCUGCGUGCGUGCAAGCUACUAGAGAUGGUGCAGUACCACUGCACACACAAGGGAGAUUACAAGAAAGAUCCGAGGGCCGUGUAUGUCGAGUGCAGUCCGCUGGUGCGGUCGUUUCGGAGGUGCGCGGAUGGGUUGACGGUGGAGACGACGGCUUGGGAGGAUGAAGAGGGCAAUUGAUAGUUCACUGGAUGUUGUGCACAUGAGGAGUUUGGGUAGUGAUUUCGUAUUCCUUGUAACAUAUGCCGGAGUGUGCUGGUUGAAGACCAACAACUUUUACAGCCUACUAUAGCCAACCUGGCUUUCAUAGUAAGCUAUGCUAGAAAGCGCUUGCAUCGUACGCAGGCAAUGUAGAAACAUUACAAAAUACAACAAACGCCGCUGCUCCAUGCUUAUGAUAAUCAUAUCCUGAGACCCCCUCGAGGUCUUCCUAUCCAAAACGCCUCCCUGUAAAGUGGUAUUCGUCGAUUCUCACCAAGUAAGGCAACUCAGCUUCUCAAGUCCUUGCUGCGGCCUUCCUCCAAAAUUUCUUAUCGUAAUUGACCUGCAUCCCCUCAAACAUUUC
Messenger RNA from Mytilinidion resinicola, 790 nucleotides. RefSeq lists its product as uncharacterized. The record is from RefSeq and is a predicted model, not a curated record. Gene Ontology annotation, cellular component: mitochondrial inner membrane peptidase complex. The coding region runs from base 136 to 405 and encodes 89 amino acids. Lineage: Eukaryota; Fungi; Ascomycota; Dothideomycetes; Mytilinidiales; Mytilinidiaceae. The transcript has 2 exons.